AUGUUGUCAAAAUUACCAUCACGUCGACAGCAAAAACUACGAAAUGGUGAUUUUCAACUUAAAAUCAAAAAACAAUUUUUCUUCGAAGAAUAUCUGGAUAAGAUGAUUAAAGACGGAAGACCGACUAUACGCACAAAUUUGAAAAAGAUCCUGGAAGGUCCUUCUAGGAUGGGAGAUGAAACACAACGUAAGUGAUUGUUUAUUUUUUUUAUUAUAAAGUUUGAAGCUUUUUUUCAGCUCAAACAGAAAGUCCAGGGAAGGAGCCGAACUCUGAACCGAGUAUUGUAGUGGACCUGGACCGUCCUAUCGGAGGUGAUUUUCUGGAAUUUUUUGAAUGACUGAAUGUUGUUCAGAAUAUUUAUCUGCAUGUUUCACCUCCGGCUCUACGGAUGUUCUGACAGCUGGAAGGAUUUAUGAAUGUUAUGGGAUGGCUGGGCGUCUCAAUGACAAUGAUUAUUUGGUCGUUCAAUUUGUAAGAAAAUAAUUGAUUUCUUUUAAUUUUACAGAACUUCCUCCAUAAUCAUACAGAAUCAGUGUACUUUCCUGUGAACAGGAGUUUUUUGAUGACGUCCGACGGGCGCGAAGUCAAGAGGAACGAGCCGAGCUGUACCAUCAUUAUGGGAUUGGGAGGAAAAUCAUAGUUAGUUUCCGAGUUUGAAUGAAAAAUCAUACGAAAAUCUUGGGAAAAGUUCAAUUAAGAAAAAUUUACCUGACGCUUUUUUAUAUCAGAGUAAAGAAUGUGCAUGGUUAUAACCAAAAUUUGGAGGAUAAGUGAAUUUUUUGAAUUCGGCUAAUUUCCUAUCGUUUUCGUUGUAUAAACCCCGCUCUUUUUUUCAGAAAUUGGUCUCAAAAAUAUCAGCGAAAUAGUGUGAAAAAACAAGAAAAUCAGACAUAUCCUAUUUUUUUGUGAAAAGUAUCGUUUUUUAUAUCUUCACUCCGUGUAAAAUCUUCACUCGAAGUGGUCGCUCUCAUUCUGAGGCUUCCACCUAGAGCACGGUCUCCGGGCUCCAGCUACACCACCCACUACAUUCUGAGCUCGUCAAGGCGCAACUAGAUGGACUACGCGCAGAAGGACGAGGCGAAGGACCGUAAGACCGAGCUUUCGACUCUUUCGACUACACGUUUGGACUUCUAGUUCGCCAAAGGCGGUUGUUCGCUAUAGCUUUUAAAGUUCUUGUUCACCGCCUAGUCGAUUACAUCAGACUAAAACAACAAAAUAAAUGAUUUGAUCAAAAAAAUUAUUUGGCUUACUUUAAAAGCUCUCAUUUUUGCCUACUGUUUCACUCAUUGUUUCAAGGGACCUGUUCUUGAAAAUUCACUUUUGUUUCCCUUUUGCAAGAAUUGCGUUUCGCUAAAACCGAAAAUAUUUUUAUAAUUCUUUCUAAUUUUUUCUCUCCUUUCUCAAAUAAUAUCAAUUUUAAAACAGCCUCUCAUUUUUUACUCUUCUAAAAAAUUUUAGUGUGAUCUAUCUCUGACCUCCAUGAAAAGAACGGAACAAGAGCUCCACAAACUCAUAAUCGCCCUCGAAUUGUCCCCAAAAAGAGGCUUCAAGAUUUACGGCAUCGAGAUUUUUGUAGUUCCCGAAGGAAUGGACCCAUUUUUGGUUUUUCUUUUCUUCUAUUUCGACUAAGUUGAGGAAUUUUCAGUCUGGUGAACUUCCUAUUGGAGAUUGGAUCCGGUCCGACAAUCUUGAUGCUAUUCUUUCGCCCUUUUUCAGAUUUAUGUUGCAGAGGGUAAGGAAGGAAAAUUUUUAUUUGAAAAUUCAUUGGAAAAGGCUGUUCGAUGAGUUGGAAGAGUCAAGUUUAGAUGCUGAUUCCCUCAAGCGAAGGUUGAAAAACAAAGCCAAGUUUCAAAAAAUGAAGAUAUCAAAUUUUUGAGCUUUUUUGGAGCCUUAUAAUUUCUUAAUUUGCUGCAGCUUUGCAUCCCAGUCGAAGAAAUCAAGCGUUUCACGGUUCGAAGGCCUGGAACUGGCUGCAAAACUUUGUUGGACCUUCCAAAGAUCAUUCGAGAACUCCUUUUGGGUGAAAUAUGCUCCGAUCACCGUUAGCUUGAGACAAAAGUACUGCAAAGAGGCCUGAACCUCUUCUUUUUGCUCAAUAUUUUGCUGAUCGCGUAAAGACCUUUAAUUGAUAUUUUCUCAAGACACUGGGGAUCGGACAUUUUUUUUGAAGACAUUUUAAAAAAGGUGCAAUUUUCAAGACGCCGGUUGCUAUAUAAUGGGCUAUCCUAACAUUUUGCGCAAGGCCGCCACCAAUCCCCAGAUUGUGGAGACCGAACUUCCGAGGUUGCUCAUUUUUCAGAUUCUCGUGAAUUUAACUGAAAUGCUGUUUUAGUCUUUGGAACGACUUCGCCGGCAGCGACUUGGACAAAAUUGAGGGGAUCCAAGAAAUGUGCCAGGCCUACACGCAGUGCCGGAGAAAGUGUCGCGACAAACUUGUCAAAGCGCUGUGAGUCAGAAUUUUGAGAGAAAAAAGCUGUUGCCAUAUUUUGAAGAUCAAAACACUUGAGAGGCUCCUUCUUGUAGCAGAUGCUUUCCUGUUAAAAAACGACAUUUUCUUAUCUGAUCUGUUUAAAAAUUCAUUGACUGUUUCAUUCAAGUUCUAUCAAAUUUUAGAGAUUUUUACUGAGCCGUUUUCCGUCAAAAAAAAUAGAUUAAUUUUUGCAAAGCCAUCCUUCAAACGGAUAUGAGCUGGAAAAAAGACUUUAGUAGGUUUCAGUGUAAUUUUUUGUCCAUAGCAGUUGAUAGAAAGUAUGAAUGAAGACGAGAGAGUCAAGAAAAUAUAUGAAAAGUGACUUUUCCCCUCUUUACAGCUUUUUUGCAAAUUUUUUCGUUUCUAGGACGUUUUCAGCCGUUGAAUUUGUGAUUCCCAAAAAAAAUCCUUUCGAAUUUUUUUUUACGAAAAUGAAUAGAAAUGUAUAGCCUCUGUAUUUUGGAUGCCAAGUGAAAUAACGUCAUUUGAAAACGCUCUGUGAACGGCUCGCUCUAUUGGUCGGUCGCGCCAUUAGGGGCGGAGCUUGAGUGACGACUUGACAUUCAGAAGCUGAACAAACUAUUGGAAGACUUUUGAAAAAAAUUUCAAAAUUUUGAGAAAUUUUCGAAUGAUUCUAAAGAAUAUUCGAUUCAGGAGCGAUAUUCGUUCGAGCACGGUUCGAUACAACGAAUAUGGCGAGGCCGUCUGGGACUGUUCGGUUGAAUUCAACAAUUUUCGACGAAAUUUAGUGAUUUUUCUGAUUUUCAGAUGCGCAAAAAGGUCCUGCCGAUGGAGGUUGAUGAGGAAGUUGAAGUUGAAGGACUCAACAGCGAAUCUCUUUGA
Caenorhabditis auriculariae is the source of this 3314-nucleotide messenger RNA. The record is from the annotation of a GenBank genome assembly. Lineage: Eukaryota; Metazoa; Nematoda; Chromadorea; Rhabditida; Rhabditidae.